Octopus bimaculoides (California two-spot octopus) is the source of this 1630-nucleotide messenger RNA. RefSeq lists its product as uncharacterized. NCBI's taxonomy places the organism in Eukaryota, Metazoa, Mollusca, Cephalopoda, Octopoda, Octopodidae. Gene Ontology annotation, cellular component: mitochondrion. The record is from RefSeq and is a predicted model, not a curated record. Gene Ontology annotation, biological process: mitochondrial translational elongation. Gene Ontology annotation, molecular function: translation elongation factor activity; GTPase activity; GTP binding.
AGCAAGACCGGACUGAAAAUAGAUUAUGUUAAGUUACUAAUUUACACCGGUAGCAGACAACCUACUCUCACCACGCGAUUGGCAAAAUGGCGGCUUCUGUGCGUGUUCUUCGUUCUACCUUAGCUUCUGCUGGCUCUUUUAAAUCUACCUAUCUUUCCUCAGCAAAAUGCUUUACUGCACAAUGUCAGAAUGGACGAUGGUUCUCUCAGACAGCUCGCUUCUUUGCUCAGCCUAUGAGUCAGAAAAAAACUUUUGUACGCUCAAAACCUCACAUGAAUAUUGGCACAAUUGGUCAUGUUGAUCAUGGGAAAACUACCCUUACUGCAGCCAUUACUAAAGUUCUUUCCGUUGACAAAAAUGCUAUUUUCAAGAAAUAUGAGGAAAUUGAUAAUGCACCUGAAGAGAAGUCUCGAGGAAUCACCAUUAACGCAGCUUGUAUAGAAUAUCAAACAGAAAACCGUCACUAUGGUCACGUUGAUUGUCCUGGCCAUGCAGAUUAUAUCAAGAACAUGAUAACUGGCACUGCUCAGAUGGAUGGUGCUAUCCUUGUAGUCGCUGCCACAGAUGGUACUAUGCCGCAGACACGGGAACAUUUGCUUUUGGCCAAACAGAUUGGCAUUACCAAACUGGUUGUCUUCAUCAACAAAGCUGAUGCCGCAGAUGAAGAAAUGUUGGAAUUAGUAGAGAUGGAAGUUCGUGAAUUACUGAGUGAAUUCGGAUUUGAUGGUGAUGAAACCCCUGUAAUAACUGGUUCUGCUCUUUCUGUCAUUGAGGGCAAAUCUCCUGAAAUUGGAGCUAAUAAAGUUAAAGAACUGCUUAAUGCUGUUGAUUCUUAUUUACCAACACCUGAGAGAGAUCUUGAUAAACCCUUCAACAUGUCCAUUGAAGGGACAUACUCCAUUGUAGGUCGUGGUACUGUUGUUAGUGGUCGAUUGGAAAGAGGUGUGUUGAAGAAAGGAGAUGAGUGUGAAAUUGUUGGCUAUGAUAAGAAAAUCAAAUCAACAGUUACAGGAAUUGAGAUGUUCCAUCAAACUCUUGGUAAAAGUGAAGCUGGAGAUCAGCUUGGUGCAUUAAUUCGUGGAGUGAAGCGUUACGAUGUUCGACGUGGCAUGUGCCUCUGCAAACCUAAUACUGUCAGCAUGUACAAUAAAAUUGAAGCCCAGAUCUAUCUGUUAACAAAAGAUGAAGGAGGGCGUUCCAAACCAUUUACAAACUAUUUCCAAACACAGAUCUUCAGCCGAACUUGGGACUGUCCAAGUUUUAUGUUGUUAGACCAAAGUAAAGACAUGAUGAUGCCCGGUGAAGAUGGGAAAGUUGUUUUCAACCUCUUCAAAAAAAUGGCGCUUGAGAAAGGACAACGCUUCACAUUAAGAGCAUCUGGAGUGACACUUGGAUUUGGUGUAAUCAGUGACGUUCUGCCUGAUUAUGACCCAGCAGAAAUGGAUAAGAAAUUACGGCAAAAAGACAAAUGAACAUUGUAAGAUCAAAUGUGGAAGAUAAUCAUUACAAAAUACAAAAAAGGGAGAUGGAUGACAACUCAAAUAACAACUGUUUAGGGUAUCAUUUUUCAGUGUAGUGUACACCAAAUUCAUUAAACAUUGCAAUAAAGUUUGAUUUUUUUUAUAAACUA